UUAAAUUUUCACAUCAGUAAUUGGGCCCAAAAAAAAAUUGGAUAUGCUAAAACCCUAGCUCUUAUUUAGCUGAACUGAAAUUUUGUCUUCGUCAUCGCCGUUUGGACCAAAACUUCAUCCAACGCCACCUAUGGCUGAGAAGGGAGGACAAAUUGUUCCGGAGUCUGUUUUGAAGAAACAGAAGAGAGCAGAGGAAUGGGCAUUAGUUAAAAAGCAGGAGGUUGCUGCUCUCAAGGAAAAGAAGUCUGCAAACAGGAAGCUGAUUUACAACAGAGCCAAGGACUAUGCAAAGCAGUAUGCAGCGCAGGAAAGGGAGCUCAUUCAGCUGAAGCGUGAGGCGAGGUUGAAAGGAGGAUUCUAUGUGAAUCCAGAAGCUAAGUUGUUGUUCAUCAUUCGCAUUCGUGGUAUUAAUGCAAUGCAUCCAACAACAAAGAAGAUUUUGCAGCUGCUGCGUCUAAGACAGAUUUUUAAUGGAGUGUUCCUAAAAGUUAACAAGGCAACAGUGAAUAUGUUGCACAGGGUUGAACCAUAUGUGACUUUUGGGUAUCCCAACUUGAAGAGUGUGAGAGAACUGAUAUACAAGAGGGGUUUCGGCAAGGUUAACAAGCAGCGCAUUGCUUUGACAGACAACUCGAUCAUUGAACAGACACUUGGAAAGCACGGUAUCAUCUGCAUCGAAGACCUUAUCCAUGAGAUCUUGACUGUUGGGCCUCACUUUAAGGAAGCCAACAACUUCCUCUGGCCGUUCCAACUUUCUGCACCCUUGGGUGGUCUGCAGAGAAAGAGGAAUCAUUAUGUCGAAGGUGGAGAUGCCGGAAACCGUGAAGAUUACAUCAACGAGCUCAUCAGAAGGAUGAACUAGGUUCUUGGACCGUAGUAUUUUUGGGGCAUUUUGUGGUUUUGGUUCUUCUUGUAAGAUCAACAAGUCUUCCAAUUGUUCUUUUUGUUGUCGAGAUAUUUUUGUGCUCUAAUUCUUCAUACUAUGAGAUAAUCUAUGGUUUAUUCAAAUGCCUACAGAUUCUUUGUGUUUUA
Salvia splendens (bonfire salvia) is the source of this 1032-nucleotide messenger RNA. RefSeq names its product 60S ribosomal protein L7-2. The transcript is spliced from 7 exons. Gene Ontology annotation, cellular component: cytosolic large ribosomal subunit. The coding region runs from base 131 to 862 and encodes 243 amino acids. Gene Ontology annotation, biological process: maturation of LSU-rRNA from tricistronic rRNA transcript (SSU-rRNA, 5.8S rRNA, LSU-rRNA). The record is from RefSeq and is a predicted model, not a curated record. Lineage: Eukaryota; Viridiplantae; Streptophyta; Magnoliopsida; Lamiales; Lamiaceae. Gene Ontology annotation, molecular function: structural constituent of ribosome; RNA binding.